Messenger RNA from Punica granatum (pomegranate), 1153 nucleotides. NCBI's taxonomy places the organism in Eukaryota, Viridiplantae, Streptophyta, Magnoliopsida, Myrtales, Lythraceae. The record is from RefSeq and is a predicted model, not a curated record.
UGUCUAAGCACAAGUAAUUAAGCGCUCGAGAGUUCCAAAGCGUAAAGCUUGGCCGACCAGGACACAGGCGUCGACCGUCUCCGGCAGUAAUUACGUCAUGGCAUUCCUGAGUGUCCAUCUGCUGGCAUUCAUUUUCGGCCUCUUGGGUAACAUUGUCGGGUUCCUGGUCUUCUUGGCGCCCCUCCCGACUUUCAUCACGAUCUUCAAGAAGAAGUCAUCGGAUGGGUUCCAGUCGAUACCUUACGUGGUGGCACUCUCGAGCGCAAUGCUGCUGCUGUAUUAUGGGUUCCUCAAGACAGAUGCGACCUUGAUCAUCAGCAUCAAUGCCAUUGGAAUUGUCAUAGAGCUCACCUACCUGACAAUCUACAUGAUAUACGCGUCUAAGGGCGCCAAAAUGUUCACAUUGAAGUUGCUGGUGCUGUUCAAUGUACUCGGGUUCGGCAUCAUGUUGGCACUGACCAUGUGGCUUCUCAAGGGACCUCGACGUGUUAAUGCCGUGGGGUGGAUCUGUGCUGCCUUCAACCUUGCUGUCUUUGCCGCACCUUUAGGCAUAAUGAGGAGGGUGAUAAAGACGAAGAGCGUGGAGUUCAUGCCGUUCACUCUGUCGUUCUUCCUCACCCUGUGCGCUACCAUGUGGUUCUUCUACGGCUACUUCGUCAAGGACAUGUUCAUUGCACUACCCAAUGUUAUGGGAUUCUUGCUCGGGAUCACUCAGAUGAUCCUGUACGUGAUAUACAAGAACGCAGAGAAGAAGACACUGCCGACAAAACAACAGCAACACGAAGAGACGAAGUUAGGUUCGAUGGGCAGUGGAGACUUAUGCCCGACUGUGACUCAACCAAAACUCACUGAGAUGAACACAGUGUCAGACAGCAGCAGACCAGUUCAACCAAACGAAAACAAUGUUUGAUCUUGACAAUAUUCUACGUGACAUGAUUGUUAUACUAUAACAAAAAAAAGAUCCCAGACCUAGGAAAGGAAUUAUCAACCGUCGAUUUAGUUUUACGGUGGCUUUAUAUUUACGAAGAUAUUUAACUAAGGUUCAUGUACUUCUAUAUUUAUCCCAAAGUGAUUCACGUACCAUUAUGUAUUGCUAUAUGAAGAAAGCUGACCAUAGAAAUGAAGUGAAUUAAUUUUUACAGAUUUUCCAAGA